Molecule: messenger RNA, 2772 nt
Organism: Solenopsis invicta (red fire ant)
Lineage: Eukaryota; Metazoa; Arthropoda; Insecta; Hymenoptera; Formicidae
Product: tetratricopeptide repeat protein 27
Exons: 8
Coding region: 213-2585 (790 amino acids)
Molecular function (GO): protein binding
Source: RefSeq, a predicted model, not a curated record
AAACAUGUCAGAAAUUGUCAAAAAUAAAAAAAAGAUGCAUGAAGCGCUAUUGAAAUCACUCAGGUGUUGUUUCCGAACGCCACUUUGCGCAACUUAACCUCUAUAAACACGUGUGGUCGCGUGGUAUUUACUCUCGUGUGAAAUUGAAAUUCCAGCCUAACACAUAAAUUAAAGUAUUUUUUCACGCACGUUUAUAAUUAUAUUAUGAUAUUAUGGCUCGAAAUGCAAGCGAGAUAAACGAAAACAUAGAAAUUAAACUUUUACUUAAUUUCUCUACAAAUAAAGUUUCAGAUUUGCCACAUAAUGUGCAUAACAUAUUAAAUGGCCAAUAUAAAGAUGUAAUAAAUAAUGAACUUUCUACAUUUAUUGAAGCAGUAAAGAAUGGUGAUAGCUUAGAAGAUAUUAUACACAACAGUUUAUCUGAAACUCAUGCACAUUUGUCAUGGAUGUGUGCAGGAGUAGCUUCAUUGUUAUACUUUGUCCAAUGCAAUUGGACAGGUCCUCGUAUCGAUAAUGAUAUCGAUUGGUUAAAAAUCAGAAAAGACGAGGCACUCAAAUAUUUGUCCUUGCACGACGGAUGUAACAUAAAUAUACAAAGACCAGAGCUUCUUUAUCUGUCUAAGAAAAUCUUUUCUAACGUGGAUCUACAGCUUAAAUGUAGAAGUUGCAUUUGGUGGCUAUUUAGAGCUAGUCUGUUGCAUCAGCAUGCGUUAGAUGAGGACUCAGGAGUGCUAUUUGAAGAAAUGGAGAAUCUAAUAAUGGAAAUUGAUAAACUGAGUAUAUUAGAGGAUUCUCUUUGCAAGCUCUUGUUUAAUCUAGAAGCUGCUAGGUUUUAUUUGCAUUAUAGAAGAACACAAAAUUCUGAGAAACAUCUUGAAUAUGCAGAAAGUGUAGCAGGCUUAAAAUUAAACUUAGAAGGUGCAAUGGGGAAACGUACUAAAUAUCAACAAGAGGAAAAAGCACAGUUGUAUCUGAAAAUAGAGAGCAAGGAUAUUUUUCCUUCGAUAGAUUGCAUGGAUGCACCAAAAUCUUUGAACUUAAAUGAUGAAUUGAGAUUAGAACACAUUGAAUUUUCAGAGCACAAAGAAGAGACUAAAUUGGGUAUGGUAGAGGAAGCAAUAAUUUUAGCAAAGUAUGUUCAGUUGCAGCUGUGUCAACCUAAGCACAAACUCACUGACGAGGAAGUUAGACCAUACCUGACUAAAGUUGUAGAGAGUACAAAAAAUUGGUCGUUAAAGAUGACUUCUUUGUGCUAUCGUUGCUCGAUGGAAUCUGACGAUAAAAGAACAGUCGAACGAUCUAUGAUGCAGGCGGAGUCUCUACUGAAAGAUUUCAAUGAUGCGAAAGCACCAAUAGCCAGAAGGAUGGAUUUAUUUUUCGCGAGUGGUAUGAGACCCAUUUGGAUAUUGGAAGAGAAAUGGGCUAAUAUAAUGGUCAGUCUUGGUUUGGUCAAGGGAGCUUUGGAAGUUUUUAUAAAACUAGGAUUAUGGGAGGACGUGAUUGCUUGUUACAACAUAUUAAAUUUGAAACACAAGGCAGCUGAGAUUAUUAAUCAAGAAAUAUCUAAAAAACCAACGGUGAAAUUGUGGUGUCUAUUAGGAGAUGCAACUGGAGAUGUGAGUCAUUAUGAAAUGGCAUGGAAAUUAUCCGAGGAAAAAAGUAGUAGAGUACAAAAACACUGGGGAUUCUAUUAUUUUGCAAAGAAAGAUUAUGCCGAGGCUGUACCACAUUUAAAGCUAUCGGUCGAAUUAAAUAAUAUUCAAGAACUCAUAUGGUUUAGACUGGGCUAUGCAGCAUUGCAAGUAGAAGACUGGAAGUUAGCUGCAACGGCAUAUAGACAUUACUGUGCUUUAGAACAAUCUACUUUUGAAGCAUGGAACAAUUUGGCAAAAGCGUACAUAAAAUUGGGAGAUAAACCAAGAGCUUGGAAAUCUUUACAAGAUGCCAUAAAAUGUAACUAUGAUCGUUGGGAAGUGUGGGACAAUUUAAUGGUCGUAAGCAUCGAUUUGGGACAUUUUUCAGAAGUUAUUCGAUGCUACCAUCGUAUUUUGGAUUUGAAAAAUAGUCAUUCGGAUGUCCAAGUUCUCCAAAUAUUAACAAAUGCCAUAAUAAAUAAUAUUAAUGACGCGGACGGGAAUCCAGCAUCCCGUUUGCUUCAAAAUACGUUGGAAUUAUUUGGAAGAAUCUCUUCUAAUGUAGAUAAUAAUCCAGAUAUUUGGAGAAUGUAUGCUGAACUUGUCGUAUUGAGAAAAACGGACGUUGAUGAAGAGAGAGCGGCACAGUAUUUGCAAAAAGCGUAUCGUUUUAUCACUUCAAAUCCAAAAUGGUGUCGCAGCGAGGAUACAGCUCUAAAAGUACUGGAAUUAUGUUGCAAUUUAGCGCAAACGUAUUUACGUUGCACUACCAAUAUCACGGCCAUUAAGAAAAGGAAGAUGCUAGGAAGUGCUAAAUUAUCGCUUCAAGGAGUUGUGAAAAAGAUUAAAGAACAAGAAUGGAAUAAUACGAAUUUCAUCGAACAAUCGACGAAAGUUGAAGAUUACUUAGUGACUAUAACAAAUGAAUUAGAACAAAUAAAGCCUGUAUAACAAGGUACUGCAUGUAUUAAUAUAUUUUUCUAAUAUACGAAGAAUUCUUCCUCUCCAGAAAUUUAUGAAAUUAAUGAUAUUAUUGAUCUUAAUAUAUAAAGUAGUUUUGUAAGAAACAAUAAAUACAUUUUAUUAGGUUGACAAAAAUCAUAUUCUUCCUCUGUGUAAAUAAAAGGCAUUUUUUUUA